This is a messenger RNA of Cornus florida, 1020 nucleotides long. Its product is annotated as vesicle transport v-SNARE 13. Gene Ontology annotation, molecular function: SNARE binding; SNAP receptor activity. The transcript is spliced from 6 exons. The record is from RefSeq and is a predicted model, not a curated record. Gene Ontology annotation, biological process: intracellular protein transport; vesicle-mediated transport; vesicle fusion. Gene Ontology annotation, cellular component: SNARE complex; late endosome membrane; Golgi apparatus. Bases 210 to 872 code for a protein of 220 amino acids. Lineage: Eukaryota; Viridiplantae; Streptophyta; Magnoliopsida; Cornales; Cornaceae.
CUGCGUUUCGUUCAUCAUUCAAAAUCUUCCCUUUAUAAACCACUUUAGACCCAUAUCACGAAGUUCUGUCGUUUGAAACAGCAAAACAGUUGCCAACAACAUCACAUCAAUUACCACCGGACUACGGCUAUUUUCCCGGCUAUCUCUUCAGCGUCCGGCGAGGUUCCGAUUCACCGAUCAGUCAAGGGUUUGGUGGAGAUCUGGGCACGAUGAGUGAUGUAUUUGAAGGAUACGAACGUCAAUACUGCGAGGUUUCAGCAAAUUUGUCGAAGAAGUGCACUUCGGCUAGUUUGCUUGAUGGAGAGCAAAAGAAGCAAAAAGUUUCUGAAAUAAAAACUGGUCUGGAUGAAGCGGAAUCCUUGAUACGAAAAAUGGACCUUGAGGCGAGAAGUCUGCAGCCAAAUGUAAAAGCUGUGCUUCUUGCUAAGUUAAGGGAAUACAAAUCUGAUCUGAACAAUUUAAAAAGUGAAGUUAAACGAAUUUCAUCAGGUAACUUGAACUAUAGUGCACGAGAUGCAUUACUGGAGUCGGGAAUGGCUGAUACACUAACGGUAUCAGCUGACCAAAGAUCGAGAUUGUUAAUGUCAACUGAAAGAUUAAACAAGUCCAGUGACAGAGUUAGGGAAAGUAGGAAGACCAUGCUAGAGACAGAAGACCUUGGCGUUUCGAUUCUCCAAGAUUUGCAUCAACAGCGACAGUCUCUCUUGCAUGCUCAUGAUACGCUUCAUGGAGUGGAUGACAACAUUAGCAGGAGUAAGAAAAUUUUGACUUCCAUCUCAAGAAGGAUGAGCAAGAACAAGUGGAUGAUUGGCGCCGUCAUUGCAGUACUUAUUCUCGCCGUCAUUUUGAUAUUAUACUUUAAGCUCAAAUAAGCCAAAACACGGUUGUUGGAUUUUUUUGCCGGUGUUUUUAAAGAUACAUGAAGAUCUUUGCACUCUUUUAUAUGCUGUUUGUUUUGAAAAGUUUGCGUGUGAGUUUUAACAUUCAUUUGCUUGAUUAAUGAAAACCCAUUCUGCCCCA